UGUGACUCUCCUGUGUCUCAAUCGCUUUUGUUGUAAAGGGGAGGAAGCCGAGGAGCGAAGCAGCAGCAGCAGCCGCCGCCGUGCCAGGAGCCAGCCCAGCAGGAAACCUUCCCAGCCAGGCUCUUCUGCUGCUGCUGCUUUGCAGACACACGCCCAGCCAGGGCUGGGGAAGAGGCGCCCCCGCUGCAGAGACAGCCGCUGUACUGUGCCGACUGGCGGGGAGCCCGGGGGCACAUGUAGAGGGGCAGCGGCAGGGAGCAGGAGAGUCGGGGUGCUAGGCCUGCUUGGUCGCAGAGUACCGCGUCCCCCAGUCGGGAGUUUCACGGUCCCUGGUGCCUCUCGUCGGAGGAGGAAACUAUGGAGGUCAAUGCAGGGGGCGUGAUUGCUUACAUCAGCUCUUCAAGCUCAGCGUCUAGCCCAGCCUCUUGUCACAGUGAGAGCUCAGAGAGUAGUUUCCAGUCCUCCUCUUCGCCUGUACCAUCUUCACCAAACAGUUCCGCCUCCGAGAGCAGCUGUAACAGUAGGAGCAGCGAGGGUUCUGACGGUGCACCAAAGAAUGAUCAGCUAGAUGAUGCUGUUAAAACAAGCUGGUCGAGUGCUGCUGGAUUGACCAAGGGCCAUGGUGGACUUACAAAAUUUAAUGGCAUGGUCCUCCUGUGUAAAGUCUGUGGGGAUGUCGCUUCAGGAUUUCACUACGGUGUUCAUGCUUGUGAGGGUUGUAAGGGUUUUUUCAGAAGAAGCAUUCAGCAAAACAUCCAGUAUAAGAAGUGCUUGAAGAAUAACAACUGCUCUAUAAUGAGAAUGAAUAGGAACAGAUGCCAGCAAUGCCGCUUCAAAAAAUGUUUGUCUGUUGGAAUGUCAAGAGAUGCUGUUCGAUUUGGCCGCAUUCCUAAACGUGAAAAACAGAGGAUGCUGAUUGAAAUGCAAAGUGCCAUGAAGACCAUGAUGAACAGCCAGUUCAAUGGUCACUUGCCAAAUGAAACAUUAACAGAGCAUCAGGAGCAAGCGCCCCUGUCAUCUCAAGAAGAGCUUACAUCCAAACCCCAACAAGAGCUCGAAAACAUCAAAAGUCCAUCUCCUCCUCCUCCCUCUGACAUUGCAAAGGAAGAAGUGAUUGGUAUGGUGACCAGAGCCCACAAGGACACCUUCAUGUACAACCAGGAGCAAUCAGAAAACCCAGCUGAGGCCAGGCAGCCACAGAGCGGGGAAAGAAUUCCGAAGAACCCUGAGCAAUAUAGUUUGAAUAGUGACCAUUGUAGCAGUGGGCUUAGUGACACCCAUUAUACCGAGAGUGAGCAACAUCUUGCUGGACAAUACAAAGGGAGAAAUGUAAUGCGUUAUCCAAAUGGGCGCACCGUUUGUUUCACAAAUGGCCACUGUAUGAACUUUAUCAAUGGUUAUACUCAAAGAAUGUGUGAAAGGAUCCCAGAAGAUGGGUUUUCGGCAAAUGAGAACAUGAAUAUUUACUCAUGCAACACUGGAGGGAGAAUGCACCUGGUUUGUCCAAUGAGCAAGACUCCCUUUGUGGACCCAAGUAAGAGUGGCCAUGAAGUCUGGGAAGAAUUUUCGAUGAGCUUCACCCCUGCAGUGAAAGAAGUGGUGGAGUUCGCAAAACGCAUUCCAGGGUUCCGAGAUCUUUCCCAGCACGACCAGGUCAAUCUUCUAAAAGCUGGGACCUUUGAGGUUUUAAUGGUACGGUUUGCGUCUUUAUUUGAUGCGAAGGAACGUACUGUCACCUUUCUUAGUGGAAAGAAGUACAGUGUGGAUGAUCUGCAUUCAAUGGGAGCUGGCGAUCUACUCAACUCCAUGUUUGAAUUUAGCGAGAAACUAAGUGGCCUGCAACUUAAUGAUGAGGAAAUGAGUUUGUUUACGGCAGUUGUCCUGGUCUCUGCUGAUCGAUCUGGAAUAGAAAAUGUUAACUCUGUGGAGGCGCUGCAGGAGACACUAAUUCGUGCACUAAGGACCUUAAUUAUGAAAAACCAUCCAAACGAAGCCUCUAUUUUUACAAAACUUCUUUUGAAAUUACCUGACUUGCGUUCCUUAAACAACAUGCACUCUGAGGAACUCUUGGCCUUUAAAGUUCACCCAUAGGCCUUUAGCUCUUAUUUAUACAUGAACUUGCCUCAUGUUAAGCUAUAUAUUUUGUGCUAAAAUAUUUAUUUAUAUAUGUUUGUACAACUUGUUGGAGAAGAAAACCUCAUUGACUGAGUGAUUGGUAGAUAUUCCGUAACCCUGCAAUAACACUUCAGAGGGAGUACUUUCAGUGGUUAGCAAUGUGGCAUUCAGAGUUUGUCAAGAUACCCAGAAUCAUCAGUAUGUUGACUGUUAAGUUUUUCACUCAACAGAAAGACCUGCCAGCUUCCGCUGGUGAAAAUCAAAAGCAUAGUAGCUGUGUGGGAAAUGAGAGAAAUGACAGUUGGGCUUUCCCAUAUCUAACUCAUGUAGUCCUGCUUGUCUGGAAAGCUCUUACUAAUUCACUCAUGGUUUCACUGUUCUUACUCCAUGAAAUUUCAUGGAAUAUUUCCAGUCCACGUCAUCAUUUAGUGGACAUACACACGCCAUCUGUAUAUAAUGUAAAUAGAUACAUAGUUGGUGUUAAUGACUAUAUAAAGUACAGAAUUGUGUGUUUGUGUAUAUAUAUUUGUGUAUGUAUAUAAAUUGUUCUACAUAAAAAUAUAGACAUAAUUUCUUCACAAUAUUUUAAACUGUGAAGGAGUUAAACUUGCAAAUGCAGCUGAUCUAUGGAAAGAACCAAAAUAGGUGCACUUUGUCUAUUGCUGAACUAAUUAUCUGACUGUUUAUAAUUUUUAGAAAACAGCAAAUUUGCAUUGCUAGGCUCUAUUGGUUAAUAUAAGAAAUACUGUGGCACCAGAAUUGCAGUCAGGUCCAACUUUAUAAUGAGAACUAUUAACUGAAAGAGAAUUGUUCAGGGUACUAUUAGAUUGAUUAUUUGUUGCAGCUAAGGUUCUUACCUUGUGCUGAUAGUGGUUAAAAAGCUGUUGGACAUUAUUCAAGCCUUCAGUACAGCUGACUACCAGAUGAGCAACAGAAUCCAUCAAUUCCUCCUCAAGAAUCAAGGACAAAUUUCAGGAAAAGUGUAUCCAUCUAAUAUCCAGAUUACAGGUUUGUUUGGGUUUUUUUGUUUUUUUGUUUUUUUUUGCAUGUGUAUGUUCUGUGACCAUUUCUUUCUUACACUACACCAAUUUGCUACUUGACUGCUAAAUAAGAUUUGAAUACAUAAUUGUGAGAGACACCUCUGUCUUUUCAUGUUAUUUUCCCCGCAGCAUUAAUAUGUAUAUAAAUAUUGGAGCUGCAUGCUUUUUAAAGAACAUGUUUUGUGUACGCAAAACAGGUGCACUCGAUUGUUGGAUAUCAUGACUCGCUUAACAAAACAGAGGUUUGGGGCUCUAUUUAUUCCAGACACAAAAAUUCCCAAACUUGAGGGUCUGUUUUGUAUUCUGCUACUUUCCAUCCUAGAAAGGGGGUUCCUCGUAGAGUUGGGUUUCUUCUGUUAUAGCAGGAAGUGACACCACAGACUUGUGAUUUAAAAUGCCAAAGCAGUAAUGUUAUAAAUAGUCAUGUUACUGUCAUAUAAUGUGGGAGUGGAAAAUGCUCUUUUUACCUUCAUGUUUAAUUGACUUAUGUUCAAGUUUGACCCUCUAAGGUCUUAAAAUUGUCUAACACUAAUUGUUGUCAACUGAUAGAGGGUUGUUGCUAAAGGGUUAAUGUGAUGUGUAAGGGUACAAUCCCACAAACCUGAUGGCAGAACUCCCAUUAACCUUGCAGGUUCAAAACGCUAUGGACCUGCUUCAAAGCCGGUUGAAGUCAACACGAGUCUUCCCAAUGACUUCAGUGGGAUUUGGAUCAGGCCCUGGAGAUCUGAUUCUACACCAUACAAGUCAAUGGCAGUUUUGCCGCUAACGGCAGUGGGGUGAGAGGUUGCACUGUAGCAUGAACAUUGGGCCAUCAGUUCUUAAGCAGAAAUCUCAGUUGAAAAUGAUGAGUUCUGCCCAAAAGUGAAUGGCAAGGGAGCCAGACUAAAGGGGAUCUAGAAAGAAUGCAGCUCUAUCCUUGCUUUUCCAAAAAGCAGAGGGGUGCAGCCUUUCCCAAUAGCUCCCCCUCCUCCUCAGCUGGUGGGGCGAGAACUCUCCUGCUGUUUCAAACUACUUCAACCACUGGAGAACGGCCCCCCUUUUUAAAAUGUUUUCAGCAGAUUACAUUUCUAGGGCAUUUCCCCCUUGUUUCUGUAAACACUGCAUUCAACCAAUAUUAGUUUUAGAGCUUAACUUAUAUUCUAAAAUGCACAUUUAUGAAAGGACACAAGUGCAUCAUUUGUUUCUGCAAGGAAUCAAGGUGGCUCUUUCAUAAACCCUAUUUCAAAAGUGACGGUCAAACUGACCCCUGAUUUUGGGCUUCUUAUAGAGGCCUCUUCACCAUCUCUCUCUCUCUCUUUCUUUUAAAACUUAUUAUUAUUAAGCCUUUAGGAAUGUAUAACCAGGACUGUGUAAGUAUUGCUUAUUCAGAUUUUAGUUAGGUUCAAUAUAUAUGCACUAGAUAGAUAUUCUGACUUGUGCAAUUUCAUUUGAAUGAAAUCUUCCUACAUGUAAUGCAAACAGAACUUAUAUCAGCUGAAAAAACCCCAGAUUCAUGCUGAAAGGUUUGAUGAAAAAGAAAAAGCUAUUCAAAAUGGCUCUUAUUUUGUGAGCUCUGUAACUGAACUGCAAACAAAAGUGACAUUAGCCAUGUCUUGUGAGCUCUUUCUUUUACUGUGUCACUGGUUAUACACUUGUUAAAUGCUGAGAUAAUCGUCUUCAGGCAGGACACUGUAGAUGGGACUUUUGCGGAACGAUUAAUAUAACGUACUGUAUGAAUUUAUUGAAAUGUUCCUCUGAUUUUACAGGUUUAAAAAGAUUAAAUAUGGGCAUUAUGUCAGCAAACAAAGCUGUUUCCAUGCUGUUAUGUAUUGCUAUACAUAUAAAGUCUACAUCGGGGAGGAACAGUCCAUAUGCCACUGCACAACAAAUCAGAAUGCCAGCUGGUGUAAGGUCAGUGGAGCUACACUGAUUUACAGUGGCAUAAGAUACUGAUUUUUCCUGCAAGGUGGAUGAAUGGUUGGUUAGUUGCAGAUGAUUUAUUAUUACAAACAGGGUAGGAAUAGAUUUCUAUCAUUUUAAUGCUAAUUUAAAACCUCUUCACUGCAUUGUAACUGAGUAGGGUACAUGGUUUGUUUUCUGUAAAACUAGUCUCAGGGAGACAAGUGCACACAAAAGCAACUGAUUAGCUUUGAUUUUCCAAUUUAAAAUUUGUAGAAUGUCAAUGAAGCGUUUAUCAUUUCAAGCUAUCGGUUCUGGAGAGCUGGAAACACAAUUUAAAGGGGCACUGUCAAAUUUCCCUGAAAAUUGUGUAGCUGCUGCUGCUAAACAAAAUAAUCACACACUCUAAAACCACCAUUAUUGAAAGAAAAGAGAGACAACUCUUGACAUUUGGCUUUGUGCAUUUGGCAGUAUUUUGUGUAUUGGCACUGCUUGCCGUGUAGCGUGGCUGUCCACCAAAUCCUUCAGGCCUGCAGUGAGCUCUUCGUGGUCUGAAACCUGUGCCCACAGGGAAUCUUUGUGACUCCAGUGGUGUUCUGUGCUGGUGCAGGGAAGGGGUCUGAGGGGAGCUCAUUGCAGACUCCCAGCCUUAAGCAGAGCACUUAAGCAUGGGCCUUGGGAAGUUUCCCACUUUGUGGGAAUCUCACACACAGCAGCAUGGGGGAAGGGAGGAGGAGAGUGACAAAGUCCUCCAAAAUAGGCAGGGAGUCAGAUGAGAAAUUACUUUUAAUUCAUUUGGAGAAACUAACAAGAUUUCAAGUUGACAGUGCUGCUUCAAAUGAGGAUCUUGCCUUGCCUUGGUCCCAAAUUCUGAUUUCCAGUUGUUCAUGCACUAACAGAAAUAAAUGGUACCUUUUACAAGGAAAACGGAUCUAAUAUUGUAGUCAAUAUCUGGGUACAAUGUAUUAUUAAAGUAUAAAUGAGCAUGGGCAUAGACAGUAUCUCAUCCUGUUUCUGAACCAUCAUCUAAAAACUGUGUGGGAGGUAUGGAGAAUAAAGAUUAUUUCUAACCAA
Molecule: messenger RNA, 6107 nt
Organism: Malaclemys terrapin pileata
Lineage: Eukaryota; Metazoa; Chordata; Testudines; Emydidae
Gene: NR1D2
Product: nuclear receptor subfamily 1 group D member 2
Exons: 8
Coding region: 358-2091 (577 amino acids)
Biological process (GO): negative regulation of transcription by RNA polymerase II; hormone-mediated signaling pathway; cell differentiation
Molecular function (GO): nuclear receptor activity; zinc ion binding; RNA polymerase II cis-regulatory region sequence-specific DNA binding
Source: RefSeq, a predicted model, not a curated record